AUGGGAUUCUUCGGUUCGUCAGCACCUGCAGCUUUACAUCCUAUCAAUCCACCAUUGGGACUACACGCCAAUUACUUUGCUCAGCAGCCUACCACUUUGGUAUUGAAGGAGAAAGUAUUCAGCUGGAGUGGGGACGACUUCUCGGUGAAAGACACAAAUGGUCAUACUGUAGUGAGAUGUCAUGGACAAUCAAUGUCAUUCAGGGACCGUAAAGUCAUAAACGAUGCGAAUGGCCAAUUCCUCUUCGGAUUGAGGAACAAGCUCUUGUCAAUCCAUAAAACUUUCGUAGGUGAAACUCAGGAUGAAAGGGAAUUAUUCAGAAUCAGAAAGAGGAUGAGUCUUGGUUCCAAAAUGGAAGCUACGUUCGUCAACCCGGCCACAUCACAAACUAUAACACUAGUCCUCAAAGGUGAUUUCUGGGGUGGAUCAGCCGAUAUCUCAAUAGAAAACGGUCCGGUGGUAGCUCAGAUUUCCAGAGAACUAUUCAAUGCAAGACAGAUAUUUGGUGAUCAACAAACUUACUACGUCACUGUAGCCCCAGGAGUCGAUCUGGCUUUGAUAGCAGCUAUUUGUAUCUGUUUCGACGAAGCUAAGAACGAGGGUAACAACUAA
Molecule: messenger RNA, 612 nt
Organism: Kwoniella shivajii
Lineage: Eukaryota; Fungi; Basidiomycota; Tremellomycetes; Tremellales; Cryptococcaceae
Exons: 5
Coding region: 1-612 (203 amino acids)
Source: RefSeq, a predicted model, not a curated record